AUGACAUCAUUAACAGAGACAAGAUAUAUUGUAAAGAAUCUAUAUAAACAAUUGUUAUAUUUAGGAAGAAUAUCAUUCUUGGGUGUUGAGAAUGUUAGGAAUAAAGCUAAACCUCAAUUCAUGGCGAAUGCACAUCUCACUGAUUUGAAUGAAAUCAAUCAAUGUAUAGAGAGAACAAGAUAUGUAAUCAAGGAAGUUGAAGCAAUGCACAGAUUUCAUAAAUAUAGAACAUUAAAGAAAGCCUACGAUCCUGAAUUUCAGAAGAUUAACGAUCAAUUUGAUAUUGAAAAGUUUACAUUAUAUAAUAAUAAUAAUAAUAGCAACAAUAACAAUAAUAGCAAACAAUAA
Messenger RNA from Heterostelium album PN500, 348 nucleotides. It is a transcript of the gene lyrm5, whose product is annotated as electron transfer flavoprotein regulatory factor 1. The transcript has 3 exons. Gene Ontology annotation, biological process: respiratory electron transport chain. Gene Ontology annotation, cellular component: mitochondrion. Bases 1 to 348 code for a protein of 115 amino acids. Lineage: Eukaryota; Evosea; Eumycetozoa; Acytosteliales; Acytosteliaceae. The record is from RefSeq and is a predicted model, not a curated record.